UUGGGGUUGGAAAGCUACUGUGGUGAACUCUGCAGGACAGUAGCUUUACAGGAGCAGGGGUGUUGCAUUUGUUACACUGCUUCUUUUAAAGACCUGGCACUGCAGUUAAUUCCUCAGCUGUUCGCCCACUGCCUUCCACAGAAGUGCAACUACUUUAUUCUAGUGGCCACAUCUGGAGAUACAGGAAGUAUUGUGCUGAAUGGCUUCCAGAACAGUGACCGUGAGAGAACUGGUGUGGUUGUGUUCCUUCCUGAGAAAGGAGUGAGUGAUAUUCAGAAUCUACAGAUGACAGGAUUUCAAGAGGGCAAAGCCAAGUCCAUCAGCGUCCUGUCCGACUUUGACUUCUGCCAGAGGACCAUUAAACGAAUCUUGAUGGGACAUCUAACUGUGGAAUAUGCCACAGUUCUAAGCACAGCAAACUCGAUAAAUUCGGCUCCACUGAUUACUGAGGUGGUCUAUCACUGCUCGGCAUAUAUGGACCUGCUAAGAAAUCACACAUCGACGUUUGGAGACCCCACUGACGUGUGCAUCCCUACUGGAAACUUUGGUAAUGCCAUGUCAGCCCUGUUUGCCAAACAAAUGGGAAUCCCCAUACCGAAGGUGAUCUGUGCAUCCAAUCUUAACUGCAUCAUAUCCGACUUCAUUGCUAGUGGAGAGUAUGAUCUCAGCAUCAGGAAGCUGCUGGAUUCCAACUCUCCUGACCUUGAUAUCCUAAAUUCAUCCAACCUUGACAAGUUCAUCUAUCAUGCAUCCGGUGGGGAUGGGAGUCUGGUCAGAGAUCUGUUUUUGAAUCUAGAAAGAGAUCUUUUUUUUCUUUAAGUAUCAGAGACUUUACAGCAGAAGAUAAAUCUCGAAGAUCAAGCUGUGUGCUCAGAAGAUGACUGUUUGAGGGCCAUAAGGGAGGUGCAUGCAACAACAGGCUACAUAAUAGAUACUCACACAGCGGUUGGUAAAGUAGUCGGCAAUCGUAUACAUGACAAAAACUGCCCGCUAGUGAUAUGCUCCACUGCACACCAUGGGAAGUUUGCGCCAGCUGUCUUAAAAGCCCUUCAGUGUCAAAAUAUCCCACAAGACCCUGUUAAACAACUGGAUAAACUCUGCACCAUCGGAUGUCUAGAACAGUUGCAUGAAGCUCUGCUGAAGUGCAUGAGAGACAGCGGAGAUCAUCCACAUAAGAUAUUCCAGGCUGACUAUAACAAGCUUGCAGAUAAAGUAGAAGCUGUGAUACAAGACUCAUUUCUGAGAGUCCAGUGACCUAUAAUAACUGCAGAUGUCCACUAGAUGGUGAUGUCUGUCAAGAAACCCCAAACAUUAUGGUCACACUUCGUCAAUUUGAACACAAGGUGGCAGUAAUGUAAUGGGAUAUAGUUUCAUUCCAUUUCAUGUUACCCAAGUCCAUAAAUUAGCCUUACUUUUGACUUUUUCCCAGUCUCGCAAAGGUUUUAUUACAAAAUGUUUUUAUUUUAUGCUGAUAGUUGCUAAAUUACUGUGACAUC
Cyprinus carpio (common carp) is the source of this 1496-nucleotide messenger RNA. Its product is annotated as threonine synthase-like 1. NCBI's taxonomy places the organism in Eukaryota, Metazoa, Chordata, Actinopteri, Cypriniformes, Cyprinidae. The record is from RefSeq and is a predicted model, not a curated record. Gene Ontology annotation, cellular component: cytoplasm.